Molecule: messenger RNA, 3282 nt
Organism: Blastomyces dermatitidis ER-3
Lineage: Eukaryota; Fungi; Ascomycota; Eurotiomycetes; Onygenales; Ajellomycetaceae
Product: Aha1 family protein
Exons: 5
Coding region: 330-1310 (326 amino acids)
Biological process (GO): protein folding; positive regulation of ATP-dependent activity
Cellular component (GO): cytosol
Molecular function (GO): ATPase activator activity; protein-folding chaperone binding
Source: RefSeq, a predicted model, not a curated record
UUUCGGUUCUUUCCUGUCUUUCUAGAGCUUUCCAAAAGUUGCAGGUGAGAAAUUCCCGACCACACAUAAAAACCUCCAACACACCAACUCCUCUUCAGUACAACCCUCUCUGUUCACGCUUCAGUUUCAUGUUCACUGUUGUUUGUUGUAUUGAUCUACUCCCCGGCCGAGUUCAACCGAUCAACUGAUUCCAUCUCAACUAAUCCUACAGCUAAAAAGAGCCAUUCCCAACCGACAUCUAUUGCACUCCGCUCCUCAGAUCAGAAUAGCCCAUUAGUAGAGACAUAAAAAACAAAUUUCGACUUGCUGCCGAAAAUUAAUAGAAUAAAAUGGUGCUCCACAAUCCUAACAACUGGCACUGGGUGAACAAGGAUGCUUCUGCUUGGACCAAGGAAUAUCUGGAAAAGACUCUUACUACCAUCUCUGCAGAGGAAAAUGGAGUGACUGCUCAGAUAAAGAAGGUCGUUAGCCUCGAUGGCGACGUAGACGUCAGCCAGCGGAAGGGCAAGGUUAUCACAUUAUUUGAUGUUAAAUUACAAUUAGAAUAUGAAGGUAAGACAAGUGACGACGAAGAAGUCAGCGGUUCAAUCAAUGUCCCCGAGGUUGCGCACGAUACCGAGGAAGACGAGUAUGUCUUUGAAAUUGGCAUCUACUCCGAAUCUGCGUCGAAGCAGCCGGUGAAAGACCUUGUCCGCUCGAAACUCGUCCCUGAAAUCCGCAAGGAGUUGGCAAAAUUAGCCCCUGCUCUGAUUGCUGAGCAUGGAAAGGAUAUUCAACAUGCCCCCGGCUCCAAACCUUCCAGCGGCUUUGCGACACCAAAUCAUGUCCCCCAGAGCAGCACCCAAACUCCAAGAACUUCCACUCCUACCACCACAACCACACGCACCUCCAGUGUUAAUACUGUCAGCGUCACCGCCGUAGACGAAUUCCGCACUACCGCAGAAGAGCUCUACACGACCUUCACAGACCCCCAGCGCAUCGCCGCUUUCACUCGUGCUGCCCCUCAACUCUUCGACGGCGCAAAGGUUGGCGGUAAAUUCUCGAUUUUCGACGGCAAUGUAGACGGCGAAUAUGUUAAGCUGGAGUCUCCGAUCUUAAUUGUGCAGAAAUGGCGCCUUGCGCAGUGGCCUGAGGGACACUACAGCACGCAAGAGAUUAAUUUUGAUCAGAAUGAUGUCGACCGGGUCACCAACAUGCGCGUGAAGUGGGAUGGCGUUCCUGUCGGACAGGAGGACGUCGUCAAGCGGAACUGGGAGGGAUACUAUGUUCGGAGCAUUAAGCAGACAUUUGGGUUUGGCACGAUACUAUAAUAUAUUCCAAACCGCUUAAAUGUCAAAAAAGAAAAGAAAAAUAAAUAAAAAUUAAGACGUUCUCGUUUUUUUCAGAUAAUUCCUUUGAAAUCCAACAACACUAGCUACGAAAUAGGUAUGAAAUGAAAAAUAUAAAAAAAUUUGACUGACUCAAUGAAGCCAGUAAAAUAUCAAAUCAAGUACAUAUUAUCGAACAAACGAGCAAAUGCGACUACUUUUCUUAGGAUCACCCCACACACAGUCAACGGCUAAAUGAAGACAGGAAGGAUGCUUCAAAUCGAUCUGCGGUGCCGAAAGAUGAUCCAGGGUCGUUUUCCACUCUUGCCUACUAUUUCUUGCUAUUUGUAUCCAUUGCUGAAAGCAUUGGGGAGGCGUCUAGACAUCCCGAGGAAAUAUGUUCGAGAGACGUGAGCAGAUCAAAUUCCAUCUAGAUAGACCUUGCUAGCAAUUCAAUAAUUGAGGUAAAUUUGCAUUGUGAUUGGUGAAUAGAGUUCUCGCACUUCCAGAAGCCCUUCUCACAACCCCAGUCAAGGUAGAGAAGAGUAAAAUGUCGUUGAGUUCGCUCCAGUUGCAUACUACCUUUCUUCUUUCUUCUGUGAAGUGUGGCUCAGUUGAUUAAGUGUACGCAGCACGCAAAGUUAUUUAUGGGAUCGAUUAUUACUUCCUCGUUUACACGCAUUUCAGCCCUUAAGACCGGACUGGAAUCCGAGAAGCUUUCUUCCAGAUAUACACUACCCCCUCUUAAAGCCCAUUCCCACGUAAAGUUUCCUUCCUUUCAACUUCCAUUAAUCUCUCACCCGCAUAUCCCGCUCUCAACAAGCCUCUCACUCGGAUACAGGAUCCUCGGCUCUCCCGCAGCCAUAGAUACUGGUACCUGCCCAUUAGAACCCACCACGGCAGUCGUGCACGUGUAAAUAUCCGUAACACGCAUACCGGCCGGAUACCCCGUCCCACCCAGCUGCAGCGUGUAUGAAGCACCGCCAGAGCCAAGGUUAGAGAGUACGGUGAUAAUUUGUUUGCCGUCGAAGCCUUUGCGCAUCGCGAUGGUGCUUUUGUCUUGGUAGAUGGGAUAGUUCUGUAUUUGUUAUAUCAUAGAAGGUCAUUUGAGACUACUGCUUAGGGGAACAUGUGUGGGGGCGGUUGGACGAAGGGAGCAAGCAGGGCGGGUGGUCGUAUGGCAAUGAGUAAGGAUGUCAAUUGGCACUUACUUUAUACGUAAGAUAAUUGGGAUCGUCUGCGAUGGCCUUCUUCCGAAUUUUAUUGGCUUUGGCGGUGAGCUGGUAGAGAGGGCUUUCGGUGUUAUAGCCCGACAGCCAGGUUGCUUCGCGGUUGUCUGGGUCCUUCCUCCCCGCGUAGUGCUGCUCUUGGCCAGCGUAGACUAUGGGAAUCCCGUCGGCAAGAAUGGUGAAGACCAGGGCAUUUUUGGCAAGAGACAUGUCUUUGGUAUAACUUUGAUAGUAAACCGAUGUUAGAGAUGUUGAGGGCCGAGGAGGCGUGCCCUGGGCAGGUUUGGGCGUCACAUACCUUGCGAAUCUUGGGGUAUCAUGGUUCUCAGCGAACGUUCCUAGCAGAGUGGAGUCUGCGCAGCUGUCUUUCAUUGUGUUGAUCAUGUUGUAUAGAUUUGCGAUAUUGCCGCCAGGAGACUUGAAGACUUCGAGGAGAGCGUAAUAACUGCGAAUAUUUUAGCCAACCCGCCAUAUUUCUUUGGUAGUAGAAAUAUCCGUGAUCGUACAUUGGAAAGUUCACCAACCCAUCCAGAUAAUUCUGAUAGUGGCAGGUGUACCCUGAGUCACCACUAUAUACUUCUCCCAUGGAAUAUACACCUGCUGCAUCAUUGAACUUCCGCCAGAACGGCUUCGGUACAUGCUUGACUGUAUCAAUUCGAAGGCCGUCAACUGCGACAAUUGUUAGUUCCCAGAGUAGGGUGUUGAACUGCGGAAAUGAUUUAAAUAGCGCUGUCACUCACUAGAAU